CUUGACCAGUAGUUACCGCACCGCAAGAGACGGUGCAUGUCUUGUCGAUGUCCGCUUAUCGACAAGCGGUUCGUGCACGCCAUAAACGCUUUAGAUUGUUCGACGCAGCCGGGAAGUUAAAAAAGGGUUUUUCAAUUUGAAUCAUCCAGUUUAUACAGUAAAGUCGAUAUUUGAGCGAUUAAAAUUGUCGCAGCUCGGCCAACUGAAAUAAUAUCAAGUGUACCUAAUGUGCUAGCGCGCCACAGUGACAGUUACUCGUUAAUAACCUGUGACCGAGCGCGGUCAUUCGCUAUGUACAAGUUCAAUAAGUAAAUAGAAAUGGACUGGACACUGUGUCUCCUUUGUGCCCUGAUUUCAAUGACAUCUAUAAUAUGCCACCAACAUAUACCCUCGCCGUACCAUGAGUACGACCAAAGAGAGACAAACCAUGACCGAUUGGAUCAAGCACAACGAGCGAGCGUGCACAACCAAGCUACGCAGCGGAUAAGCGAAGUAGAAGACGAUCAAGAUACUCAGCAGAUAAGCGAGAGCGACCAAGCUACGAAGCGGAUACGAGAAUGGGUCGACAAAGCUACGCAAAGGUGGAGCGAACGAGACGACCAAGCCACACAGAGAAUGAGUGAACGGGCACUUCCUUUAGACAGCGAUCGUCUGAGGCUACAAGAGUUGCAAAGAAGGUUUAAUCAGGAAGAUGAGGGUAGAAUCGUGAAUGUACAUAAAAAUACGGGAUUUCAUUCUACGCCUAGAAGAGGUGUGGCGCCAGACCCGGUGGUAUCACCAGAUGUCGUGGUGUUCCCGGGCCCGAGCCGGCGCUCCGACCAGGCGCAGUUUGUGCCCACCGUGCCGGAGGAGUGCCUCCGCACGGGCAUCUGCGAGGAGCUGCCCGACUACCCGGAGGAUCGCGUCGCCGCCAUCAUUGAGCAGCUCGGCAACGCGACGGACAAGUACAAGGUGGACGAGCUGGACACGCCCGAGAUAGCGCAGCGCAUCGGCCCGCCAGAGGAAAUGGAACUGUGCGAGUUCUCGCUUAAGGUGGUAGUACCGAAGGCAGCUCCGGACAAAGACGGCAACUGGCACUACAUCCUGAACCAGAAGGACAAGCCUUUGCAGGGCUUCCAUGUUGAAAUAUGCAAAGAGGACAAAUCUCCCUGCGCGAAGCUGGCGCACUUCUACUCGGGCUACGAAGCCAGCUGCAAGCAAAAAUACAUGCUUCGCUACAUGGCGGGACUAAACGCUAACGGAGAAAUGGUCGAGAAGGCUUUCAAGCUGCCUAGCUGCUGCUCUUGCGUGGUCCGGCAAAUAGAUUAGGACGAUUACCACCAGACUCAUAGGGUUCACCCUGUUGUGGCAUAAUUUUUUUAUGAAUAAUUCUAUUGUGCAUAAUCGAUUUAGUCAUAAUUGGCUUUGUGCAUAAACUGCUAUGGCAUAGUCAAGUUUAGCAUCAUAAUCUGUUUAGGCAGAUUGUGAUUUGUCCGAAUAUUCUUUGUACAUAGAUUUGGUGCUCCGAAUCAUUUUUACGCAUAAAUUUUAUGUGCAUAAACUUAGUGUUCCGAUUUAAUGUUUUGCCGAAUUUAUUUUGGUAUAACAUCAGUAUAGGUCGAAUUUUACCGUUAUGCAUUAUUUUGUAUAUAAUUAAAAAAAAAUUUACAAUAAUAAAAAUACUUUACAAAAAUAAUUGUUACUACCAGUAUUACAACAUUAGUGGAGCAAUAACGAUCUAAUUCGUCUUUGCUCAGUAAUUAGUCACAGGAGUUGAUAAGUUUGACAAAGUUUAUUUAUUUAUUAUUA
Molecule: messenger RNA, 1788 nt
Organism: Leguminivora glycinivorella
Lineage: Eukaryota; Metazoa; Arthropoda; Insecta; Lepidoptera; Tortricidae
Gene: SPZ1
Exons: 6
Coding region: 319-1308 (329 amino acids)
Biological process (GO): innate immune response; regulation of Toll signaling pathway; central nervous system formation
Cellular component (GO): extracellular region
Molecular function (GO): Toll binding; growth factor activity
Source: RefSeq, a predicted model, not a curated record